This is a messenger RNA of Symsagittifera roscoffensis, 4555 nucleotides long. RefSeq lists its product as uncharacterized. The record is from RefSeq and is a predicted model, not a curated record. Gene Ontology annotation, biological process: activation of GTPase activity. Gene Ontology annotation, molecular function: GTPase activator activity. The transcript is spliced from 2 exons. Bases 7 to 4071 code for a protein of 1354 amino acids. NCBI's taxonomy places the organism in Eukaryota, Metazoa, Xenacoelomorpha, Acoela, Convolutidae.
UCAUGUAUGUACGACAACGUCAACGAUGCCGUGUUUAGUUCGCUGCAGCAGCACGUUGGAACGUCGCUAGACUGUUUUCCAAACGACUGUGCUUCCGAGAUUUCAAAACGAAUAGUUGGGUUCCUCGGAGACUUAACUCAGGCGGAUGGAAAUCAAGACAAAGCAGAUAAAUUUUUCAACCAGCACCAAUUAGAUUGGCUGUUGGAGAUAAUCAACUACUCUCUCAAAAAACCACCAGAUUAUGACACCUUCCGUACGUGUGUCUAUUGCUAUGUGAAAUGGCUUUCGGUUCUAUCCCCCAGUGGCUCCCCUAAAGGAAUCCCUUCUCCGGUCAGGGAUAGUCCUCAACACUAUGGCCGCAUCUUUCUUUCAAAUCUGAGCCAUGUCGCUAAUGAUGUCACUGGACCGGGACGAGAAGUAUUAUGCCAGCAUGUUUUGAUUCAAGUGCAAGAACUGUGUAAAGAAGUCCAGCCUGGCCAGACUGCAGCCCCUGAUAUCAAUGGAAUUCCUCAAAUUCGCAGGAAGCGGAAAAUGCGUCUAUCGAGCGCUGAUUACUUGUCCGAUCAUGGUUCGAACACGGAAAGUUCGCUGCAAGAUGAUAUAUCUUCAACUUCUUCAAACUACGUGAGCGACGGACAAUCUUCGACUUUGACCAAAACGCCCCCUCUUUCAGAGGAAACUUGGCAAUCUAUUUUCUUGCUACUUGUUGAAAUUCUAACCAAGGCAUUAGAUUCAAGUCAGUGUCACAACACACAGGAUGGACUUGAUAAGUUUCUGGAUAAUUUUUUCGACAUUUGGUUUCUAGCGUGUUCAAAACAGUACCCUAACCCUUCAUUCUGGAAAAGCCUUGAUCGAAUUUUGAAGCAAAAUUCUCUGCAUUACAAUACGUUGCGUAGCUGGAGCUCUCAGUUUUUGGGCUUGAAUCAAAAAGUUGUCGAAAUGAUUGUAAAAAUCGAGAGUGACAAAUCAGGCCUGCACCCACUUUCUCUGGACUCCCUGGACUGUCAACAACUGGUGCAUACAUGGUACCGGUUCUUCCAUUUUCCCAUAAAUCCGGCUCUGCUUCUCGAGUAUAAUUUUCCAAUAAAUUUGGCAUCCCAGGUACCGAAAUUGGAAAACGAUCAAGUAAGAUUCUAUUCUUUACUGGCAUUGAAAAUAGCCAGUACAGUGACUAGUGCCGUGUACCAGUUCAUGGGAAUGCCGUAUCUUUCGGCUAUAAGAGGUCAAUUGUUAGUCGCUACAAUAACAGCUGAUACAAGUAAUUCGACCGUGAACGGAUCUGUGACAAAUCACCAAAAUGCAACUGGGACCACGCAACAGGCUUUUACAGCUGGCCUUAGUAGACGAUCAAAUAGAAGUAACAACGCGAUCAAAAACGAAAUUGAUAAACAGGCAACCAAAGAGGUUCCUGUUGAGGGAUCGAAAAUGUUUGAUUACCCGUUGUUUGUGAAAUCUAGCAUAGUGCAAACUUCAGCAGAUAGUAUGCUUGAUGCUUUCGGAGACUUUUUGUUCAAAGUCUGUCUAACAGGUCCUGGGACUUCUAACGAAUUAGUAUACUCUCAGGCCGAAUCGUUAACUUGCUUGCUCAGGUUGUUUUCUUGGAAGAGAAAUACAGAAUCAGUAAAUUUGCAAUACUACUCCAUUUUCAACUGUUGUCUGUUCAAAGCACUAAAUCUACAGUUUGAAACCUCAAAUUGUGACGUUACAGCCUACGUCAUCCUUUCUUCGUGCAAUUUAUUAUGUAAUGGAGUGCGCUUUAGCAGCCAAUUAGUGCCAACAUACGUGAACAGAAUUUUCCAGUACUGCUCUGAAGAAAACGAACAUUUGCAAAGUUCAAUCGCAAACCCAGGGUCAAAUAAAGUACCGAGUUCUAUACGCUGUCAUGUACCUGUAACGAUUUUCUGGAAAGCAUGUUACCAUAUUCUUCUAUCAUCUUUUCCAUACUUUGUCAAAUUCAGUAAAGUAAACAACGAUCAAAUACCAUUCCCGACAUAUCUCGAAAAAGUCCACGAUUUCUGCACCAAACGGCUAGUGCAAGAAAAAGAUCCGCAAAGUAUAUCUCUGUUAAUAUCCUUGUUACAUUCUUUAAUUCAAAUAUCAAGCGGCCGAGGAUUUCUGGGAUCGAAACUUAGCAUUGAAGGUGCAAGUUAUCGCGAGGCACAGAAUUACAAGGUAAUUUCCUUACUGAUCCGAAAGGCUUUCUUGGAGUGGAGCGACGAGGCACAGGGCCACCCAAUUCUGACAGCAUUAGCUUUCUUGAGAACUCUAGCUCGUUGCUCUAACUUCAGCAGCGACUCAGUACGUCAACUAGUUGUUUCCAAGCUCUGCGAGUUAAUCGAAAAAUUGCUUCAAAAACCAGCGAGACACCAUAAAACAGCGUUACAUUCCCUAAUUGUGUCGUCUUACCGUACAAUCGCAAUUUGGUUGCAUAGUCGACCGUCAGUUUUUAACUGUGAGAAGUUGUUCAAACCAGUUUUGGAGUCAAUAGAAUACGGAAUAUCAGGGUCGAAAUCAGUUUCAAACGAUGCUUAUGUCUACAAAGAAGUGAAAGCACAGCGUGUACCGUCUCAGCGAUGUAACGACGCCGCUGAAAUACUGCUCAACUGUCUUGUCAACAGCCGGAAAAGAAGGAAACGGAAGCAACUUGAUCUCAAAAAACGUGAAGAAAGUGAAAACAAACUGCAAUUGUUCUACAUUUCAGGCAAAGAACGAGUUGUUCACGUUGAAGAAGAGUGUUCAUCAGAUUCAACAGAAGCGGAUGAAGAAUAUACGAGAGAAAAUUUAACAGUUUCAGUUUCAACGCCUUUCGGAAACGAAACGUAUCGUGUGUUUGAUCGGAACACUUCGGAUCUAGACAAACGCUCUACGGCUACUAUAAUUCCGGCUCGGAAACUAGGAUGCCAUAACGAUAUUACCUGGAACUAUAUCCCGGGUAAAGUUCCGUUUAUUCCAGAGCCUCUAGCAGAUGCAAUCUUUACAAAACCAGAAGAAAAAUUGUCUUCGCUACGCGGAGAAUCUUGUUCGGACAAGGAUUUUUCCAGUUUAAUAAGUGACUCAAUAAAUACGGAACAAGAUAUUGUGUGCUCCAAAAGUUAUAAAACAGCAAUUGUUUGCACCGAACCGACUCCCGUUGAGGGACUUCUGCAUACUAAGAAAUUUGUGGCGAAGUUUCCGUUUUUGCAGCCCAUCAAAGUUGAAAGUCAAGAUUUCAAGUCAAACACCAAUUUAGAAGCUUUGCAGUCUAAAAGCCAAUUGUGUGAAACUGGUUCCAAUGUUUCAGAAAUCGAAUUGUCCCAUUCUAUUUUGCAAGCGCUGCCGCUAAAAAUGAGUCAAGUUGUCGAUGUCUUGUACCUUUCGGAAGAUUCAGUGACUUCGGGUUUUCUGAAUUCUGAGCAAAUUUACUUGGUUCAAAGGGAGGCUAAAUUGAAAGGAAAACUGAAACAUUUGAUCGAAUCAUUAGACAAUUUUUCAUCAAGUUCUGGUGAAAAUAUGAAGAUGGCUGAAGAUCCAUUUUGCGACAUCUUUUACAACUGCUUCCCGGAAAAUCCGAUCCACGAAUACAAUAACGGGUUUUUGCCUGGAAAGCUUUCUGUUAAUUCAAAUAUUGUAACCCAAAGUUGUCAGGCGAGCUCUGCUAACCUGCCUAAAUUUUUUGUUUACCUUUUUGCAAUAGAAAAUUUUGACCAGUAUCAACAUUUAGAUCCGACUUUUGUUUCAAAUCUUAUAAAUUCGGGAAAAACUGAGAAAGAACCUUUAGAAACUACAAGUUAUGUUUUCUAUUCCUUCUACGUACAUUCGAAUAGUUUGAUCACGAUUUAUAUUGAUAGCAACGUGAAAAACGUCAGUUUUCACCCCCUAGUUGACAAAUGUGUAAUUCGUUCAGAAGAUUUUGCAAGUAGUAUUUCGAAGUCGAUUCGAAGCUGUUUAUUUGAUUGGUCUAUCGAACAUAUCACUCCUUGUGCUAAACGAAGAGACUGUAUUCAGAGGUUCGGAGGGAAAAUGAAGAAUGAAAUGCUAACAAAAGAGUCUUUGUGGGAUAUUCGAAACUUGACUUCUGUUAACUCAAAAUAACUCGGACAGAUAUGUUUAGUUAAGUUUUCAGCUAUUUAGAUGCACAAUUUUUUUCAGUUUUCAGUUUUUGCCAUAAAUAUUCUGUUUUGUCUGUUCUUAAGUGCAAAAAAUGUGUAUGGUAAUUUAAGUUAAUUCGUUUUUUAGUGUGUGAAAAAGUACAGACGAAACAAGUUUUGAUGCACAAUUCAUAUUAUAUAGAAUUUUCAUUUUUGACCAAUGUGCCGAAUAUUAAAUUUCCAAUUAAGUUUAAUUAACCUAUCUCUUUGAAAUGCAAAAUGCCUUCAAAAAUUUGUAUCUGUUUAUGUUGCAACAUUCAUGUGUGCAGUUAAAGUCAUCCAAACAAUUUUCUUGCUCUGAUCGUUCAUUAAAGAAAUGACUAAUUUUUCUAUUCAUCAAUACGCAAAUGGCUCUUCUACCUUUUUCCAUCCCACAUGACAAACAGAUCAGUUUUACAGAGUAGCCAUUGAUUUUACGAAGAUUUUAA